Messenger RNA from Phascolarctos cinereus (koala), 3042 nucleotides. It is a transcript of the gene TMEM151A, whose product is annotated as transmembrane protein 151A. The record is from RefSeq and is a predicted model, not a curated record. NCBI's taxonomy places the organism in Eukaryota, Metazoa, Chordata, Mammalia, Diprotodontia, Phascolarctidae.
GGCGCUCCCGGCGGCGCCCGCCGGUGCAGCGGGGGCGGGGUCAGCGGCCGGGCGGGGCUGGGCUCUGGCUCAGCACUCCCUCCGUGGCCGCCGAGCCGAGCGGAUGCCCCCCACCCGGGGCCCAUCUCCCUUAUCAUGACCGGGCCCCUGGAGGUGACGGCACGGACACGAUGCCCCAAGGAGAAUCAGAGGGCGGCGUAGACGGCGGCGGCGACGGGGAGGAGGUACCCACGCUCAUCCCAGAUGGGGAGCCGCUGAGGGAAGAGCAGCGGCCCCUGAAGCAGUCUUUGGGAGUUUCCCUUUGCCGGGAGUCCCAUUGGAAGUGCCUCUUGCUCACCCUCCUCAUCCAUUCCUGUGGGGCUGUGGUGGCCUGGUGCUGGCUGGCCACCGUACCCCGUCUGGCCAUAGGCACUGGCCUUUCCCAUGGGACCCCCACCACCUACCAGGCCAGUCCGUGCUCAGAUGGCUACCUGUACAUCCCACUGGCCUUCGUCUCCCUCCUCUACCUCCUGUACCUGGCUGAGUGCUGGCACUGCCACAUGAGGGCCUCCAGGGCACCACGCACAGAUGUGGUCACAGUGCUGGCCCUGAUCCGCCGCCUCCAGCAGGCCCCACCCUGUGUCUGGUGGAAGGCCACCAGCUACCAUUACGUUCGACGAACCAGACAGAUAACCCGCUACCGCAACGGCGACGCAUACACCACAACCCAGGUCUACCACGAGCGGGCCGAUAGCCGGACAGCACGGGGCGAAUUCGACUAUUCUGCCCAUGGUGUCCGAGAUGUGUCCAAAGAGCUAGUGGGGCUGUCAGAACACCCUGCUACCCGCCUGCGCUUUACCAAGUGUUUCAGCUUUGGAAGCGCGGAAGCCGAGGCAGCAUACCUCACUCAGAGGGCCCGGUUCUUUGGCGCCAAUGAGGGCCUCGAUGACUACCUGGAGGCCCGGGAAGGGAUGCAUCUGAAGGAUGUGGACUUCCGAGAGUCGCUAAUGGUGUUUGCAGAUCCCCGCAGCCCCCCCUGGUAUGCCCGGGCCUGGGUGUUCUGGCUGGUAUCUGUGGCCACCCUGUCGUGGCCGCUGCGUGUGGUGGCUGCCUAUGGCACAGCCCAUGUCCACUACCAGGUGGAGAAGCUGUUUGGGGCCAGCUCGCCCCCACCCGGCCAUGCCCCUGGAGGCCCGUCACUAUCCCGAGUAGCCACUGUGGACUUCACAGAACUGGAGUGGCACAUUUGCUCAAAUCGGCAGCUGGUGCCCAGCUACUCAGAGGCCAUGCUGAUGGGCCCCGGCCCCACGGCCUACCUCAGAGGCUGCCAGCGCUGCCGCCGCUCCGUCAGCAGCAACUCGCUGCCCCCGUCGCGGGCUAGCGGGUCCCGCCUGCCCUUCAGCCGAAGCCGUCUUUCCCUGGGAGGUGGGAGCCGGGCCACGACAGGGGUCUUCCGAAGCCUGAGUGGGGGGCCGCUGGGUCGUCGGGGGGAAGACACAGAGCCCUUGGAGAGCCCCCCCUGCUACCAGGAUGCUCUCUACUUCCCUGUUCUCAUUGUUCACGGAGAUGGAGGUUGCCGGGGGGAUGGGCAAGGUGCAAUCUGAGUGCCCUGAGCAAAAGAUGGGUGUUGUGGCCACAAGGACUGGCAGAGGACCCACACACCCAGAACCCAGAUGAGUGAUUGAUUCCUGUAUGAACCAAAAUAGCAAAAGCACCGAGCAUUUGAGGGGAGCGACAGUCCAGUAGCUGUAGAAACCAAUGCCCAGGUGCCACUGGGGGAGGGGGCUUUGAACUAGCAGGGGAUGGUAGGGAGGCAGAGCUCCCCUGAGCUCUCUCCUGUGGACAUUCUUUCCCCUAAGGCUAAGGAGCCAUCUGAGGCCUUGCUACUGGUGACCCGGACGAUAUCAAGUACUGGGGCGGUCUUGGGGUGGGGGGUGGGCGUCCCCAGGGCAAUGUUACCUUUCCUUGGGGCCAAGGGCUCAUUUACCCCCCAGGGCAAAUGCCCCCUUUGCAGCUGGAGCUAGAAGUGGCUCCGGAGAAAUUCAAGCCCAGGCAAGGUGGGGCACCCCUAAACUGGGAGUUGAGAGCUCUGUUCCCCAAAGCUUCUGCUUCCCUGGUUCUUUGGGGACAGUGCCCCACCCUCCUUCCCUACGGUUCUAUCCUCAGAGAAGCACAAAAGGGGAGGAAUGGGGGAAGGGAGGUGAUGAGAGGCUUGGCCAGGCUGACCCAGAAGACCUAGUGCAAUGGCCUACGGCUCAUUCCCUCAGUCCCUGGGAGUCAGUACUGGUGAUGAGGCCAAUACCCGAAUCUGAGGCCUUCUGCAGACACCACCUCUGCCAGGACCACAUCAGCUCCUCUGAGCUCAGAGCUGGCUAGUCUUCCAGCACAGGCUAGGGGAAUUAGAGCCCCAACUGGGGGAAGGGCCAACCCAAGGGGCAGUCGCCUGGAUGCCCUAAUGGGGAGACACAGUGGACUAAGGCGGCAGGAGGUGGGCCACAACCCUACCUCUCUCUGGUUCAUGCUGUACCCCUUCCACAUCCCAUCCUCAGUCUUCCCCAGGGGACCCCUUCUCAGCCUGUUCCCGAAGCUCCCAGUCUCUAGCGCCCUGUCCCCUCACCACGAGGACCUCAAAGGGCAGCUCAGCCUGCCUCCUUCCUGUUCCCUCCAAUGGGACACAUUUUUUCCCUCUCGUCUCCUUUGUCAAGAUGCUCCUUCUCUUAACUGUCUUCUCUACCCCAAGGGAGUCAACUAUGGGGUGGGGGGUACUGGGGCAGCAUGUGGGCCACCCAAGGCUCUGAAAGCCCCCUCCCUUCUUUAAUGUCCCAACCCCAGCUAGGCCCCCCUGUCACCCAGGGGCAGCUUUGUCCAGGUGGACCCUGACGUAUCUGGAGAGGUUUCCCUCUCCUUGGAUGAUUCCUUUGCCUGUCCAAAGGCUGCCUGGAUGCCACAUGCUUCUGGGAGGACCCUCUAACGGUACUCUACAACCCUUUCUGGAGAGGCCUGGGCAUCACCCCAGGAUGAAGUUUACAAAGAAGACAAGGGAGAAAUAAAAGGUAUGAAACA